UCGUGACCAUUGACAUGUGACAGCGUGACAUUCUGUGACCAAACCUUGCCUUACUGAUGAACUUCAUCAACUUACGAGCACGCGCGUUACUCAUGCGAGGAUGGUAUACAUCGCCUCCUGGCAAGAGUUUCAGGAAGCAGCUGAAAACCUUUACACAAAAUCUCCCAACAAAGCUCGAUAUUGUGUGAAAUGGAGAUCAUCAGAGGGCAAGCUCGUCCUGAAGAUUACAGAUGAUUCGACAUGCAUUAAGUUCAAAACCUACUCCUCGAUCUUCCUCAAUCGAUUCGAGGCUCUGAAUCUAUCACUAAUGCAGAAAAUGCAGAAUAAACGCCCGACGUCAAUUGUACAUGCUCUAGGUGUGCCUGAUACCACUAAGGACGCAGACCAGACGCGCUCGUCGUCUCCGUUCGUUGCACAACCUGCAGGUCCUGCAGCUGGGGGUGUUAAGAAGAAAAAGCCAAAGAAGAAGAAGUAGGCGCAACAUUGCUAUGUGGCUUCUGUGGUUUAUGGGAGCAUAAUCUCCUAAGGUGGAGCGAAAAUGCACAGUUAUUACCAGAGCGAGACCGUCGUUUAUAGAUCUGAUUUGUCAAUAAGCCGUUGGUCGUUUGAACGGCGCAAGGCCUCAAUAUUCAAUGCCCGAUCGAUCAUGAAAUGUUCGUCACCGCUACCUUGUUAACGUCUAGCUUCGGCGUCGCACAGGCUUGCUUAGCACUAAGCUAUAGAACUUACCAAUCAAACGACGGUGCCUUGGAGC
Molecule: messenger RNA, 754 nt
Organism: Suillus fuscotomentosus
Lineage: Eukaryota; Fungi; Basidiomycota; Agaricomycetes; Boletales; Suillaceae
Product: signal recognition particle SRP9 SRP14 subunit
Exons: 5
Coding region: 101-475 (124 amino acids)
Biological process (GO): SRP-dependent cotranslational protein targeting to membrane
Cellular component (GO): signal recognition particle, endoplasmic reticulum targeting
Molecular function (GO): 7S RNA binding
Source: RefSeq, a predicted model, not a curated record